UCAUGCUGCUGCCAGGUCCAGAGUCUCUCAUGGGUCCCUGUACGGCCUCCCAUUGCUGCUGUCUCCAUCGCCACACUCUGCCAUGUGCCACUUUCAGGUCUCCUCACACUGCUGGUGUGUUCCAUUUUUUGUCAUAGGGUGCUGGCAGAUUACGGGCCUCCCAUAGCUGCUGCCAGGCCCCUAAUCUGCCAUGGGCCCCUAUACCGCCUCCUCAUGCUGCUGCCAAGUCCAGAGUCUCUCAUGGGUCCCUGUACGGCCUCCCAUUGCUGCUGUCUCCAUCGCCACACUCUGCCAUGUGCCACUUUCAGGUCUCCUCACACUGCUGGUGUGUUCCAUUUU
This is a messenger RNA of Staurois parvus, 339 nucleotides long. Lineage: Eukaryota; Metazoa; Chordata; Amphibia; Anura; Ranidae. The record is from the annotation of a GenBank genome assembly.